Molecule: messenger RNA, 2319 nt
Organism: Pelagomonas calceolata
Lineage: Eukaryota; Pelagophyceae; Pelagomonadales; Pelagomonadaceae
Source: the annotation of a GenBank genome assembly
CACGCGGAGCUUACAAAUUUUGGUAAAGCACGGGUUUUGUCGGAGGCCGUUCAAGAUGUCGGAGAGGUGGAAGCUACCCUUCCGACGCGUGGCUCGCGUCCAAAGCCAGGGCGCCGAGCUGGUCCGGUGUGGCACCACAGCGCGGUUGGUGCACAGCGCGAGCGCAAGCGCGAGGCCGCAAACAAACGCAAAGGCUGCCACCGCGAGCGAGAGUCGCCUUCGAACCGCCGCUCGCUGCCCACCUGCGCGGGGCAGCCGUUUCGCUCUGCCCAUUUGUUGCACGAGCAGCUGUAGGCAAAAGCAGGACAGUAAGCCAUGGAGCAGGCCAGCGUCCAGGAGACCUAUCUCCAGUUGUGGGAGGCGCUCUGCCAGGGCCACGACGGGAGUAGGGAAGGAAGGCGCCUCAAGCUUCAGGUCGUCGACACUAUUUUAUUCAGAGGCGGCCGGCCGUGCGGCUGGGUCUUUACGGACAAGGAAGGUUUUGUGCGGGCGAAGCACCGAUCUAGGUUGGAGUGGGUGCAGAUCACGCGGCAUUUGUUGAGGCUAUUGCCAUCGAAUGCGGAUCGGGACGAGGCCGCUGCUGUCCUAAGGUAUGUGACGCCACAUUCAUCAAAGCUCCAGACUUUAGUGCUGAACCGGAGGGAGCUGCAAGACUUGGGAGGCUCGCCGGCGGCCUGCUCGUCCGCACUAGGUGGUGGUGAAUUAGUCGCAUUACAAGCAGCACCACAACCCUACGUCGGAGACGGGUCCGGCGUCUUCGCGUGCCGGUGCCGCUUCGGCGAGCCCGAGUUCAUCAGGAGGAUCGCGGCGGAUCCCGGCACGCUAGAUGCGCAGUUGACCAUCGCUACUUCAGUGACUCGGGAAUACGUGGAUUGGCCUGAGAAGCGUGCUGGGAAGAAAAUGAUCUCCGAGAGGUCUCGAGCGGCGGACCCGAAAGGAGUUAAACGAGGAAAGCAAUGUGCAAAUGCAACGGGUUCCGUGGCGGCGCACGCGUCCCAUGUAAGGGGCGUGGAAGCCCCUCGUGGAUUGACCUGCGAGUUUUCUUUCGACAAAAAAGGACGACCCACCUUAUGUCACGUCCUGGAUUUAAGUGGAUCUUCGCAGCGCAUAGCGAAUUGCCCGACGCCUCUCUCAAAUGGCCUUCCUCAUGAAUAUAUUUCGCCGACGUCGGACGAGUUCCCCACGCGGUCCCCGGACUUUGCUUAUUCGCCGCCCUCAAAUCCAAAAUGCGACGAGGCCUUCGCGCCGUCUUCGCGACCUCAGGCGUGGGGCGGCGCGUCGAACGCGGCCGUGAAAAGUGACGCGAAGCGGCGGUCGCAGAAGUUCCGGCAGCAGCUCGACGCCGCGUCGCUGUGGGAGUGCGCUCCCGCGCCGGCGCCAAAAGCUGCCCCAUCCUUGGAUGAAGUGCCGCGCUCCCAGACUGCCACGUCGUCUCGUAUUCGACAGCUCGACGGCCGCAUCUUCUUGAGACCGGAGGCGAAAUCAGAUAGGAGGAUCGCGUCGCAAGUGGCGCUGGAACGGCAGUUCGCGAUGCGCGACGGCGACGCCGGGCGCGAAUUGCGGGCGGCCUGUGAAAGAGCAGAGAAACAGCGCCAGUCGAUUCGACGAGAGCAAGAGGUUGAAAAAAGAAGGCGCGACAGGUACAUCGAGGUCGAAGAUGGAUUAGAUGUGAUCCGGACGAACCCACUCAUCGACGCCCGGAAGGCGGCGGAAGAAGAAAGAUUAGCUGCGAAUCUGAGGAGGCAGCGGGACAUCCAAAAGCAACGCGAGGAGACGCAGUUGAGGUUGGAGAAGCUGUCGCAGCCUCUCAGGAGGCCGAAGUCGGCGCCGGCCCGACGACCCAUCUCGACGGCGCCGGCGCCGGCGCGACGACGCCGGCCUAAAACUGGGAGACGAAAGCCCAGAAAGAGCGACCUUUCGACGAAGCGCUGGCGCGAGGCCGAGGCCGAAGCGCAACAAUAUCCUUUAUAUGGAGAAAAGACCGUGCGCUGCGUCCGCAUGCGCGAUCCCCGCACGCUGGCGAAGCAGUGGGACCAGCAGGUCCGCGACGGCGCAAUCUGGUGGGUUGGGAAGCCGCUGGAGAACGCGCCGCCGCCGCCGGGCGAGCCGGACCCCGACAAUCUGUGGGACUGCGUCGGGAAGCGGAACCCCAACGCCAAGAUGCCGUCGCCGGUCGGGCGCUGCCCUUCCACAGCAUCCGUGGGUCUGACGGACUCGGAGGUGCGGCUCGCGCGCGCGUUCACGAACCAGAAUCUCGUCGAGAGGUUGGUGCCGCGGAAGGAGCUUUCUCCUCGGUCCUACAUGGCGGGGAAGGCUUAA